Molecule: messenger RNA, 1014 nt
Organism: Saitoella complicata NRRL Y-17804
Lineage: Eukaryota; Fungi; Ascomycota; Saitoellomycetes; Saitoellales; Saitoellaceae
Exons: 2
Coding region: 1-1014 (337 amino acids)
Source: RefSeq, a predicted model, not a curated record
AUGCCUGGCAAGAAGACCCUUCUGCUUGUCUUCAUUCACGGUUUCAAGGGCGGUGACGAUACAUUCGGAACAUUCCCAGAGACCCUCCAAAAAGACUUAACCGACUCAAUUCCCCACCUCGAGACCGAAAUCGCCGUCUACCCCAAAUACGAAACUCGCGGCGACCUCCCAACAGCCGUAACAAAAUUCACCUCCUGGCUCGAAGAACAAGUCAUCGACAUCGAAUCCGGAUACCACCGCUCCAAUCCCACCGGUGACCCAAAUGUCGCUGUCUUGAUUUUUGGACACUCGAUGGGUGGGAUCCUGGGCGCAGACGCAAUACUGCACGGUCUCAAAGACCUCGAGGAGGGUGUCAAGUGGCCACACGUCAAGGGAUUGUUGGCGUUCGAUACGCCGUAUGUCGGGGUUCAUCCGACGGUGUUUGCGGGACAAGGUCAGGCUGUCUACGAUAACGCACAAAAAAUCUACCAAGUCGCCUCCGGCCUCUUCGGAUCAAAAGAAACCCCGUCAUUCAAACAAGCCGCUGUUAAAGCCACUGCUUCUUCCGCCAACAAAGGUGGAGGCUGGGGAAGGUGGGGGUUGCUUGCGGGAGGAGCAUUGGCUGCGGCGGGUGCGGUCGCUGCCGGGACAGCGGCGUAUCAGAAUAAAGAUGUGUUGCAGAAAACGGGGCUAGAUGCCCUUGGGUGGGUCCAAUCCCACCUUGCAUUCGUCUCCGUCCUAUUCGAGUCCAAGUCCCUCCAAUCACGCGUCCACGACCUCAUCCAUCUCUCCUACUCCCACAACAUCGGUUGGGCACAAUGGUACACCGAACUCCAAAACAACAAAACGUUCUGUUUGAUGCCGGAUGGAGGAGCAAUUAUGGAGAGGUAUUUACCGGCGAGGAAUGAGGGGGCGAAAGAUGAGGUUGAUGCGCAUUGUUCGAUGUUUUUGUCGGAGAGGAAUGAGGGGUAUGAGAGGAUGAAGAGGGAGGUUGUGAGGAGGUGCAAGGAGUUUGUUGGGGAGUGGGGGAAAUAA